Peronospora matthiolae is the source of this 750-nucleotide messenger RNA. The record is from the annotation of a GenBank genome assembly. NCBI's taxonomy places the organism in Eukaryota, Oomycota, Peronosporomycetes, Peronosporales, Peronosporaceae.
AUGAACAUGUUGGACGUAGAUGACGACAGCUUUCACGUCACACGUGAAGGCUGCUCCCAUACGAGUGACUCAGAAUGGGAGGUAGUCGGCCGCAUGAGUGUGCUCAUGGGCGAACCCGCCGUCAGUGGUAUGUUGGAGUCUCUAAGCAGAGACCAGCAACACGCCGCUAUCAACAAGUUCCUACAAGGGGAACUUGCCGUCGAGCGACAGAAGAUAGCCUUGCUACAGCAGCAAGGCUAUCAUCAGUCGAUGGGUGGGCCGACGCACAUACGUCGACCCGAAACCUUGAAGAUCAAUAUCUCAAGGUACAAGGGAACCGAUGCAAAUUCCCUUUUGAGAUGGUUCGUCGAGUUAGACGAUGCCAUCAGGGCCCGUCACAUCGAGGGUGACGAGAUGCAAGUCACCUUCGCCCUGUCAAAUUUGACUGGACGAGCAAAGACUUGGGCCUUAGGGCUCAAGCUUCACGACCCAAACGUGUUUGGGUCAUUGGGGAUCUUGAAGUCUCGGCUCAAAGAAACGUUUGAGCCGCCGAGAGCCGAGUUCAGAGAACGCUCUGCACUCUUGAGGCUAAAGCAAGGUAAGCGUGACAUGCACGCUUAUGCACAACACCUUCACUACCUUGCGAGUAUUGUCAUGAAAUACUUUGUUGAUAAGCACACGCUCAUCGACGUGUUCAUCUGCGGUCUUGUGGAUGGGCCGGUGAAGACCUACGUGUUUCGAAAGGAGUUCCAUGCGCUGAAAAGGCGAUAG